Messenger RNA from Colletotrichum chrysophilum, 693 nucleotides. RefSeq lists its product as uncharacterized. The record is from RefSeq and is a predicted model, not a curated record. Gene Ontology annotation, cellular component: nucleus; cytoplasm. The coding region runs from base 1 to 693 and encodes 230 amino acids. Gene Ontology annotation, biological process: translational elongation. NCBI's taxonomy places the organism in Eukaryota, Fungi, Ascomycota, Sordariomycetes, Glomerellales, Glomerellaceae. The transcript has 3 exons.
AUGUCUUUCGGCAAGCUGUACACGUACCCGAAGGCGCCACGCUCGACCAUGGUGCUCUUCGUUGCCAAGUACAACAAACUGGACGUUGAAAUCUGCAAUGCAUUUCCUAUCAAGGUGUAUCCGGAGAAGGGGGGUGUCGGCGACGUAUAUCUGUCCAAGUUUCACACUGGCAAGGUUCCGGCGCUCGAAACAUCCGAUGGCUUCGAAGUCUAUGAGAGCAACGCUGUUGCUUGGUUUCUCGCGAAGCAAGAUCCCAACACAAAGCUGUGUGGAUCUAACCUGAGGGAAGAGACAACAGUCAUCCGAUGGGCUUCUUUCACCAAUUAUGAGCUUCUUCCGCCAAUCAUGGCAUGGAUCCAGCCCAUCAUUGGCCGAGCACCAACAAGCCCAGAGAUUCUCAAGGAACGGGAGGAAGGUUGCGAGUUGACUAUCCGUGCUAUUGAGAAGGAGAUCAAGGGCAAGAAGUAUCUUGUUGGAAAUACGUUAACCUUGGCCGACCUUUUCGUGAUUUCCGGCCUUGCCCGAGGCUACCAAUAUGUCUUCACCAAGAGCUGGGCGGAGAAACACCCGGUUGUACAUGAAUACUACAUGAGCAUCAGGAACGAUAAAGAUGGGAUCUUUGACAGCAUUCUGGGCCCUAACAUCAUCAGAGAUGAAGCUGGCGGUACUUAUCCUGACUAUGAUGGGUUGUAA